CGCGGGGCGGCCGGUGCUCCCACUCGUCCCGUCCCGGCCAUGGGCUCCCCGCGCCGCCCCGCGCCGCCGCCGCCGCCCGCCCCCCCGGCGCUGCCCUCCCCGCCGGCGGCCGCGCAGGGCGGGCGGCUGCGGGCACUGCACUGGGAGCCGGUGCCCGCGGCGCGGGUGCGCGGCCGCCGCUCGGUCUGGGCUCCGCGGGCCGCCCCGCCGCCGCUGGACCUGCCGCGCCUCCGGCUGCUCUUCCGAGAGCCCCGCGGGGCCGCCCCGGGGCAGCGCCCGCCGCCCGCGGCCGCGCUGCUGGAGCCCAAGCGGAGCCUCGCCCUCGGCGUCUUCCUCAAGCAGGUCAAGCGGCCCGUCUGCCAGAUCGUGCGGGACAUCCAGGAGGGUGUCGGGGCGCCCUACGGGGCGGAGAAGCUGCUGGAGCUCUCCCGGAUGCUGCCCAGUGCCACAGAGGUGGCCCGGCUGCGGUCCUUCCCCGGCAGCCCCCACCAGCUUGCUGACCCUGAGCUCUUCAUGCUGCUGCUGACAGAGGUGCCCAGCUACACCCAGCGCCUGGAGCUGCUGGUGCUGAAGGAGGACUUCUUCCCCCGGCUCACCACCCUGCGCGGCUCCAUCCAGACCCUGACGGAAGCCGCCGUCGAGCUGCUGGAGUGUGAGGAGCUGCACACCAUCCUCCACCUCAUCCUGAGCGCCGGCAACUACCUGAACUCGGGUGGCUAUGCCGGCAGCGCCGCUGGCUUCCGCCUCGCCUCGCUGCUGAAGGUGCCCGACACCAAGGCCAACGAGCCGGGCCUGGACCUGCUGCACUUCGUGGCGAUGGAGGCGGCCAGAGUGGAGAAGAGCCUGCUGGACUUCCCUGGCAAGCUGCAGCACGUGGGCCCAGCCUCACGGAUCGAGGUGGCGGAGGUGGAGGGGGAGCUGCGGCGGCUGGCGGGGCAGCUGGAGGGGGCCCGGAGCCUGGGCGUGGAGGGGCUGGGGCAGCAGCUGCAGCCCUUCCUGCGCGCGGCCGAGGAGGAGCUGCACGGGGCGUGGGAUGCACUGGAGCGGAUGCACCGCGCCGCGGCCACCACCCUCGACUUCUUCUGCGAGGACAUGGCGCCUGGCGGCCUGCAGGACCUGUGUGCCGUCCUGCACGGCUUCGCGGGCCGGCUCCUCACCGCUGCACAGGAGAACCGGGUGCGGGAGCAGGCGCAGCACCGGCGGCAGCAGCUGGAGCAGGAGCGGCUGAAGCGUCGUUCCAUCGCCACGUGCUCCGCGCGGGACGUGGCUCCCCGGGACAUGGGGCCGCGCGGCCCCUUCCCACUCACACCCCAGCCCAGCCGGCACAGCCUCCGCUCCCCACGCCCCAGCUCUGAGCCCUGCCUGGCCACCCCGAGGGGGGAUGACCCCCUUGGCUCCCCUGGCCCCCCAGGCUGCGGGAGCCCCCGCCUGCCCCCAGCUCGGCAGAGUCCCACCUGGCCGCCCGGAGCCCCCCUGGCCCCACUGCGGCGGCACACGGCCCCGGCGCUGCCGGCCCUGCCCGAGGUGGGGGGCUGUGACCAGCCCUCCCCAGGCGCCCCGGCCAGCAGGCAGGGGGGGCUUUUCGAGUCUGGCCCUGAGCUCUGCCUGCCCGAGCCGCCCCCCCCCGGCCACAGCCUCAGCCCCUGCCAGCCCUGCGCCCUUCUUCAGCCUGGCCAGCCUCUUCCAGCGGAGCGGGGCCCAGAGCAGGUCGGCGUGCCCCCAGCCGCCCCCGGCCGCCCCCCCCAAGGGCUCUGCCCUGCUCGGCUUCCUGCGGCGACUGGCGGGCGGGAAGGGGCACGGAGCCCCCCCCAGCUGAGGGGCUGCGGGGCCGGGGCUGCUGGGCUGGUCUCUGGUUUUAUCCUUCCCUGUGUCCCUGCUCCCGUCUGGUUUGUUGUGGUAUGUUGUGGUAAUAAAAAUCUGAGAACCUCCCCAGCCUCCUGCUCCCUGGGUGAUGGCCAUGCUCUGGGUGUGUCUGCCGCCCCGUGUUGUCAUCAUGCGAGGCCGUGGCGGCACCCGGCCGCCUGCGUCAGGCACGGCACAGCACGGUGCUGGCCCAGCUGCCCGGGGGGGGGCCCCGUGGCUGCAGCUCCCCGCCCGCCGCCUCCAUGCUGCGGCUUCAUGGCCUUGCCGCAGCGCCUGGUGCUGCCGCCGCAGCAGCCGCGUCCCCUGCCCGGUGCUGCCCCAGCGCUGGCCCGGGGCCGUGUCCCGGCCGAGCGGGGCCCUCCGCCGGCCCCAUCACUGUGCCCUUUGUUGUUGGGCUGGUGCCGGCCGUGCCAGGCGGCGCAGAGGCGGGUGAUGCAGGACCCUGUCCCCCCGUCCCUGGCCCCCGCCUGCCCGCCCCCGCACACCUUCCGGCAGGUCUCUCACAGCCGGCACCCGGCAGCAGCACGGGGCCUGGCCAGACCCAGCCACGGUGACACCAGAAAGAUCCCGCGAGACCCCUCCGUCCCUCCUGCCGACCGCCCGGGGCCCCUGCCACAGGGGGAUGGCUCCGGCAGGCAGCACCGCGGCGGGGACCCGCAGCCGCUGCGGCUCCCCGGUCGUGCCCCCCCCCUCAACUCCAUCCCCUCCGCCGCCCCCCGCCCGCUGUCCGGAGCCCCUAUCCCGCCGCGGGGGCGGUGCCGUCGGGGCGGGCGGUGCCGCACAAUGGCGGCCGGGGCGGGGCCGGGCCGGGGCCUGGAGCGCGGGGCCGCCGCAGCGCCGUGA
Aquila chrysaetos chrysaetos is the source of this 2706-nucleotide messenger RNA. RefSeq names its product FH2 domain-containing protein 1-like. The transcript has 12 exons. The record is from RefSeq and is a predicted model, not a curated record. NCBI's taxonomy places the organism in Eukaryota, Metazoa, Chordata, Aves, Accipitriformes, Accipitridae. The coding region runs from base 40 to 2706 and encodes 888 amino acids.